This is a messenger RNA of Trifolium pratense (red clover), 2107 nucleotides long. Its product is annotated as CBL-interacting serine/threonine-protein kinase 8. The transcript is spliced from 14 exons. Lineage: Eukaryota; Viridiplantae; Streptophyta; Magnoliopsida; Fabales; Fabaceae. The record is from RefSeq and is a predicted model, not a curated record. Bases 283 to 1623 code for a protein of 446 amino acids. Gene Ontology annotation, biological process: signal transduction; protein phosphorylation. Gene Ontology annotation, molecular function: protein kinase activity; ATP binding.
UUAAAAACAGCUUUCACAUUUAUCUUUUUCAUUUUUUAUUUAUUUUCUUACCUGCUAAUCCACUUUCCUUUCUCACUGUUCCCAGUUUCCAUUCCUUCUUUUCAUAGCAUCGCUCACAAAGAAAAAGAUAAUCUAAUUAAUUAAUUAAUUAAUCGAUUAGUUAAUAAAGUCAUUAAUCGCUGGAAAAGCAAGAAGCUUAUUUAUCAAAACUUAUAUAGAGUGAGUGAAAUGAUUUUAAGCUAUAGUUGUUAAUUAGAAGAAGAAGAAAAGAAGCAUUGAAACAUGGUGUUAAGGAAAGUUGGUAAGUAUGAAAUUGGAAGAACCAUUGGUGAAGGAACCUUCGCGAAGGUUAAAUUCGCUCAGAAUACUGAAACUGGUGAAAGUGUUGCUAUGAAGAUUCUCGAUCGUAGCACCAUCAUCAAGCAUAAAAUGGCCGAUCAGAUCAAGAGGGAGAUUUCUAUCAUGAAGCUAGUCAGGCAUCCAUAUGUCGUUCGCCUACAUGAGGUUCUGGCAAGCCGUACUAAGAUUUAUAUCAUAUUGGAGUUCAUCACAGGUGGUGAAUUAUUUGAUAAAAUUGUACACCACGGGCGUCUUAGUGAAGCUGAAGCUAGAAGAUACUUCCAACAGCUUAUUGAUGGUGUAGAUUAUUGCCACAGUAAAGGAGUUUAUCAUAGAGAUUUAAAGCCUGAAAACCUUUUACUUGAUUCACUAGGAAAUAUGAAGAUUUCAGAUUUUGGUUUGAGUGCUUUACCAGAACAAGGGGUUAGUAUGCUUCGGACAACUUGUGGGACUCCUAAUUAUGUAGCUCCUGAGGUACUCAGUCACAAGGGUUAUAAAGGUGCUCCAGCGGAUGUUUGGUCCUGUGGCGUUAUCCUCUACGUUCUAAUUGCUGGAUAUCUUCCCUUUGAUGAGCUUGAUCUAACCACGUUAUACAGUAAGAUUGAUAAAGCAGAGUUUUCAUGCCCUGCUUGGUUUCCUGUGGGAGCAAAAUCUUUGAUACAAAGAAUUUUGGACCCAAACCCUGAAAAUCGUAUAACUAUUGAGCAGAUCAGAAGUGAUGAGUGGUUCCAAAAAAACUAUGUUCCUGUGCAUCUCCUUGAGUAUGAAGAUGUAAAUCUGGAUGAUAUUAAUGCUGCAUUUGACAGUGCGGAGGAUCAGGGGGAUAAUCCGCAAUGUGAGAUUGAGGACACGGGUCCUCUAAUUCUUAAUGCAUUCGACAUGAUAAUGUUAUCUCAAGGCCUAAACCUUGCAACAAUCUUUGAUCGUGGACAGGACACAAUGAAGUACCAAACGCGCUUCGUCACCCAAAAGCCAGCGAAAGUGGUUUUAUCAAGUAUGGAAGUUGUGGCGCAAUCAAUGGGAUUUAAGACACAUAUUCGCAACUAUAAGAUGAGAAUAGAAGGUAUUUCAGCAAAAAAGACAUCUCAUUUCUCAGUUAUACUGGAAGUUUUUGAAGUUGCUCCCACAUUUUUCAUGGUGGACAUUCAGAAAGCAGCCGGAGAUGCUAGUGAAUAUCUCAAGUUUUACAAGAAUUUUUCUAGCAAUCUUGAGGAUAUCAUCUGGAAAUCGCCCCAUGAAACAAGCAAAUUGAAGACCUCCAAGAAUAGAAGCAAAAGACAUUAGUUUUGUUGCCCAUGGUAUCUUCUGUUAUGAUUGAAAAGAAAUGACAAAAAUUCUAGUUGUGGAAAAUGGGAGAAAAAGAAAUUUGGUUGUGGAAGAUAUAUAUAUAUAUAUAUAUAUAUAUUUGUGUGGAAGUGUUAGAAAAAACACCUGAGCCUUGCAUAUAAAGGUUAUAAACCAGCUCGGCUAACUCGCCUCUUUCUCUUGCAACCCGGGCCUUUUUAAAUAUAUAGAAGAGCAGAUUCAAAUUUGAAAGAGAAAAAGUAAUCAGGUAUAAUCUGUAAUGACAAAAAAUAGCAAGUUUGGUGUUUAUAAGUUUCUAUAUGGCCUUAUUUUUGUUGGUCUUUAUCAUUACAAUGUAUCCAGUUUUUACAAGAGAAGAGUGUAAGUGUUGAUUGAGUAUGUACUAAUAGAUUUCAGAUUAUCAGUUAACACUGUUGUAUAUUGAAUUACAUGAGUUAUGUUAGUUCAUGUGUUUUUUAUUUCA